GUCGCUGGAUACGCCUCAGACGCAGAGACAUGCAGAAGAUGGAGGCUCUGAGGAAGCAGCGACCAGAUGAAGCAGAGAGAGAGGGAUGGGAGUACGCAUCUCUGUUUGGAUGGAGGUUUCAUCUUAAACCCCGGAAGACCGACUCAUUCAGGAGGAGGAGAUGGAGAUGUCGUAUGGAACCACUGGAGAAGACGGGACCUGCUGCUAUCUUCGCCCUGGAGUGUUCACUGGGGAGUGUGACGGAGGAUAAGAGUGAUGAGAAAUCUGUGACGGCGACCUUUGGGGUCAACCGCCCUACCAUUUCCUGUCUCUUCCACAGUGGGACUCGCUACCACCUGCGCUGUUACCUGUACCAAGCCAGAGAGCUGCUAGCCAUGGACAAAGACAGCUUCUCAGAUUCCUAUGCCAUAGUUUCGUUCCUCCACCAGAGCCAGAAGACUGUGACUGUGCGUAACACGUUGAACCCCACCUGGGACCAGACACUCAUCUUCUACGAGGUGGAGGUGUUUGGAGAUGCUGAUGUGACAGAGAGAAGCCCUCCUAACGUCGUGGUGGAGCUGUACGAUCAGGAUACAUAUGGGGCAGAUGAGUUCAUGGGUCGCUGUGUGUGUCAGCCCUCCACGACUCCCUCCCCUCGUCUGGCCUGGUAUCCAAUCAGGAUGGGAGACAGGAGCGCAGGAGAACUACUGGCUGCCUUCGAACUCAUACGACGAGAGAAGCCCGCUGUUCAUCACAUCCCUGGACAGGAGGGAGACAUCCCCCCUCACAUUAUGGAUGAGGUCUUUCUCACUGGAUUCCUCUCAGAAAACCAGCAAUGGCCCAAGGAUUCCGACCUGCCGAACCCGCCCCCCCAGAGAGAACCCAACGUCUACAUGGUUCCUCAGGGGAUCAAACCUGUUCUACAACGUACUGCUGUAGAGAUCUUGGCAUGGGGAGUGCGUAACCUGAAGAGCUUCCAGCUAGCUAGCGUUACCUCUCCCAGCCUGCAGGUGGAAUGUGGAGGCAUCAUGGUUCAGUCCUGCGUCAUACGAUCUACAAAGAAGAAACCCAACUUCGACAUCAACACACUCUUAAUAGACGUGAGACUGCCCUGUGAGGAGCUUUAUAUGCCACCUAUCAUUCUGAAGAUCAUUGACAACAGACAGUUUGGGAGGAAGCCGGUGGUGGGACAGUGUACAAUCAGGAACCUGGAGGACUAUCGCUGUACCCCUGAGGAAGAGGGGGAGGAGGAAGAGGACGAGCUUGAGGAGGUUGUCCAGACGCCUCGUGACGAUGUUCUGAUCGACAUCGAUGACAAGGAACCCCUCAUCACCUCACAGGUAGGCUCUGUCACCUUUCAACCAGCCAAUCGAUUGAUCAAUCAGUCAAUCAAACAACAAGUCAACCAACUGAUCAAUCAAUCAAUGAAUUCAACUUCAUGAGCAUUUCACACAAGGUAAAAAAAACCAAAAAAACAAACAGGAGAAGAUGACGGUGGGCAUUGAUCUUUCUCCAGCAUGUACCUUUGACCUGUGUGAGUGUUGAUUGGUGGAGAAAGAUCAGACAAUUAACACAGAGUAUGGACGUGAUACUCCAAUAACGUAAAGAAAAUUGAAAAUGUUCAUUUAAAUUCAAUGCAAAAAUCGCAUUGCACUGUGAGCUAUAUAGAACCUACUCCCAUGCCCCACCCCCUGACCUCUAGCCUGACCCUGAGCUCAGUCAUCUCCAUGACCCUGGUCCUAUAUCUCCAUGACCCCUGGUCCUAUAUCUCCAUGACCCUGGUCCUAUAUCUCCAUGACCCUACAGGGCUGGGUACAGGGUUGGGUACAGGGUUGGGUAAAGGGCAGGGUACAGGGUUGGG
Messenger RNA from Oncorhynchus mykiss (rainbow trout), 1840 nucleotides. The record is from RefSeq and is a predicted model, not a curated record. Lineage: Eukaryota; Metazoa; Chordata; Actinopteri; Salmoniformes; Salmonidae.